CAGACCACAGAGCAGCUGCCAAACGGCUGCGUUGGACAGCGGGGUGGCCAAGCAGGGCCCGGCAGGCAGGGCAAGGGUGACAAUCCCUGCCCCAGCGGGACGGGCACGGCCGUGGGAGCCCCCUGGGUGGCAGGAUGGGUGGCGGGAGGGCAGCAGAUCCAUGAAGAUCCUCGGAGUUGGGGCUCAGGAGCAAAGCUGUCCCAGCUGAGGAGGAUCCAGGAGCGGGAUCGUGGCUGGGAGAGCCCCACCAGGGCUGGGCAGUGCCAGGGGAUCCCGCAGGACCUGGAUGCUGGAGGAUGAUGCCGUGUGGGGCCGGUGGCCGGGUGGUGCUGGCGCUGAUGAGCCUGUCCCUCAGCUUCGCCGCCGAGGAGCUGCUGUGUGCCUGUGACGUGCCCCACUGCAGCCAGCCCAACUGCACGGGCAAGGUGUGCUUCGUCAGCAAGAGGAGGGACGAGGGCACCAUCACCCAGCACCGGGGCUGCUUCUCCCAGAACAUUCUGGAGCACUGCCACACGCCCGUGACGGAGCAGUACGGCAUGAGGUGCUGCAACUUCCACAUGUGCAACGCCAAGAUGGAGAUCUUCCUGCAAGGAGAAGAUGCCCUGGUGAAGACACCUUCCCUUCCCAACCUCCUCCUGAUGAUCUUCGUCCCGCUGCUCUCCCUCCUCGUCCUCGCGGCGCUCACGGCGCUCUUCUGCUGGAAGGUGGCCCAGCACCGCCACAAGCACAGCGACUUUGGUGACACUGACCUCAUGCUGAAGGCUUCCAUGAUGGGAGACAGCACCUUAGAGGACCUGCUGAACGACGACUGCACCACGGGCAGUGGCUCUGGGCUGCCUUUCCUCGUGCAGAGGACGGUGGCUCGGCAGAUCACCCUCAUGGAGUGUGUGGGUAAAGGGCGCUACGGCGAGGUGUGGCGCGGCGUGUGGCACGGGGAGAGCGUGGCCGUCAAGAUCUUCUCCUCCCGGGACGAGCAGUCGUGGUUCCGUGAGACAGAGAUCUACAACACCGUCCUCCUCCGGCACGACAACAUCCUGGGUUUCAUCGCCUCUGACAUGACCUCCAGGAACUCCAGCACGCAGCUCUGGCUCAUCACCCACUACCACGAGAACGGCUCCCUCUAUGACUACCUGCAGAGGACAGCCCUGGAUGUGGACACCUGCCUGGGCCUGGCCUCCUCCAUCAUCUGCGGCCUCGUCCACCUCCACGUGGAGAUUUUUGGCACGCAAGGCAAACCUGCCAUCGCCCACCGUGACCUGAAGAGCAGGAACAUCCUGGUGAAAAGCAACCGGCAGUGCUGCAUCGCAGACCUGGGGCUGGCCGUCAUGCACUCUCAGGGCAGCGACUACCUGGACAUUGGCAACAACCCCCGGGUGGGCACCAAGCGCUACAUGGCCCCGGAGGUGCUGAGCGAGCAGAUCCGCACCGACUGCUUCGAGUCCUACAAGAAGACAGACAUCUGGGCGUACGGGCUGGUGCUCUGGGAGAUCACCCGGAGAACGGUGGUGAACGGCAUCGUGGAGGAAUACCGCCCGCCCUUCUUCGACGCCGUGCCCAGCGACCCCAGCUUCGAGGACAUGAAGAAGGUGGUGUGUGUGGACCAGCAGACCCCCGUGAUCCCCAACCGCCUCUUCUCCGACUCGGUUCUGUCGGCGCUGGCGAAGAUCAUGAAGGAGUGCUGGUACCAGAGCCCCUCGGCCCGUCUCACCGCCCUGCGCAUUAAAAAGACGUUGAAGAAGCUGAACAAUUCCGUGGAGAAGCCAAAACUGGAGCAGUGAGUGCCGAGAACCGGACACCGGAGCCACUGACGGGCGGCACCGGGGACGGGAUGGCUCCGGUCACAGAGGGGAUUCGCUCGCAGCUCCUGCCUCUCCCACUCCUCCUUCGAGCCGGUUGAAUUUGCAAGCACGAAAAAAAAGAAAAAAAAAAAAAAAAAAAAACCCAAACACCAAAGGAGGAAUCUUCCACCCGGCCAUAAAAAUAUCCCUGGAUCCGUCAUCCGACACCGGCGCGUCUCGCUGCGCCCACAGGGACGGCAGCUGCUCGCCCACCCCGAGUCCACGGCGAGGGGCACCGGUGGCAGAACCACCCCUGGCGCACCCCCAGCCCCCGGGGCACCCACCCAGCGCCGGCUCCAUCGGGCCGAGAGCUGCCCGGACCCGCCCGGCGCUGGCAGCGGCAGGAAUUCCCCGGCAGAGCCGCGGUGCCCCGCUAAAGGAGGGAUGGGUUUUGCUGGCAAAGGAUGGCACAAGGGCAGCACCCACCCUGGGCAGGCCGGAUCCGCAGCCUGGAUUGUGAGGAUCCCAAAAAUGAGGGUGGUCUGAGCGUCAGGGUGGGGGUCCCGUGGUGAUCCAGCCCUGGGGGGAGACGUCACAGAGUCAUUUGGGAGGAUUUUUAAGCUCAUCAAUUCAAGCAGCCAGCAUUCCCCUUGCCAAAGAAGUGCCCUCUAGGCUCUUUGCCAAUAUUUUGGUGUUUUGGCUCGGCCAGCUUCAUCCUGCAUUGCUCCUCACCAUCCCAAAAUCCACCCCAUGCUUGGAGAUGUUUGGACAUGACCAGGAUGGGACGUUCAGCAGAACCAGCUUUGCCACAUAACUAUUUAAUUAUUAAGAUUUAAUAUAUUUAAUAAAGUGUAAAGCUAUUUUAUCACCUAA
This is a messenger RNA of Pyrgilauda ruficollis (rufous-necked snowfinch), 2651 nucleotides long. RefSeq names its product activin A receptor like type 1 (gene ACVRL1). Gene Ontology annotation, cellular component: plasma membrane; BMP receptor complex. Gene Ontology annotation, molecular function: transforming growth factor beta receptor activity, type I; SMAD binding; ATP binding. Gene Ontology annotation, biological process: BMP signaling pathway; transforming growth factor beta receptor signaling pathway; protein phosphorylation. The record is from RefSeq and is a predicted model, not a curated record. The transcript has 10 exons. Bases 297 to 1778 code for a protein of 493 amino acids. Lineage: Eukaryota; Metazoa; Chordata; Aves; Passeriformes; Passeridae.